GGUUUAUAAAAGGAAUCCGGAAUAGUGAAGUUUACUACAGUUUGAAUACAAUGGCUAGCAGAACAACUUGGACUUUUCUUUUCGCAUUUGCUGCUUUGCAAUCAGCGCUCGCAGCACCCGCGGCAAAUAGACAUCAGUUACAAUAUGAGGUGACCAACGAACUCUUUCAACUGGUAACAGAUGCUUUGGAAGAGCUGAGAAAUGUUUUUCAACUGGUCAUCGACGAAGCUGAACUUAUUUUACCGCCGGAUUCGAAAGGUCUCAUACUCACGGAGCUUAAAGAAUUUGUCAAGGUGUUGGACACCCUGGAUUUGGAUGAUUCACUUGAGCUGAGCAUUCUGGAAGAUGCUCUGGAGGAAAUGGAAAACAUAAUUGAAAUCGCAGACAGUAAAGAAUUCGAAUCUGAGGCGGACGAGGUUGUCGUUCAGUUAUUUAUACAGCACGGUGGGGAAGACUUGGAGCAGAUACUGGAGAGAAAUUUGGAAAACACCCUGAAAUCAAUCGAGCGAAAGGUGGAAAAUUAUAUGAGCACAUGGUCUGACAGUAGAUUGGUCAGAAAUUCCGAUUUAGUUAAGCAGUUUAUGGACUUUAAGAACGAGAGGGACGUCUUUGAGAAGUUGGAUAAGUUGUCAAAUUCUGAUUUCAUUUAAUAAACUAUAUAAUGUUUCUCAAUACAUUAA
This is a messenger RNA of Drosophila subpulchrella, 680 nucleotides long. RefSeq lists its product as uncharacterized. The transcript has 2 exons. The record is from RefSeq and is a predicted model, not a curated record. The coding region runs from base 51 to 650 and encodes 199 amino acids. Lineage: Eukaryota; Metazoa; Arthropoda; Insecta; Diptera; Drosophilidae.